Molecule: messenger RNA, 942 nt
Organism: Lemur catta (Ring-tailed lemur)
Lineage: Eukaryota; Metazoa; Chordata; Mammalia; Primates; Lemuridae
Product: olfactory receptor 52E5
Exons: 1
Coding region: 1-942 (313 amino acids)
Biological process (GO): G protein-coupled receptor signaling pathway
Cellular component (GO): membrane
Molecular function (GO): olfactory receptor activity; G protein-coupled receptor activity
Source: RefSeq, a predicted model, not a curated record
AUGCUUCAUACCAACAACACACAGUUCCACCCUUCCUCCUUCCUUCUAAUAGGGAUCCCAGGGCUGGAAGAUGUGCACAUCUGGAUUGGCUUCCCCUUCUUUGCAGUGUAUCUAAUAGCCCUCCUAGGGAACAUCACUAUCCUAUUUGUGAUACAGACUGAACACAGCCUCCACCAACCUAUGUUUUAUUUCUUGGCCAUGUUGGCCUGCACUGAUCUGGGCUUGUCCACAGCCACCAUCCCCAAGAUGCUAGGCAUUUUCUGGUUUAAUCUUGGAGAGAUUUUGUUUGGUGCCUGCAUCACACAGAUGUACACCAUCCAUAUAUGUACUGGUCUGGAGUCAGUGGUGCUAACAGUCAUGGCCAUAGAUCGCUAUAUUGCCAUCUGCAACCCUCUGAAAUAUAGCAUGAUCCUUACCAACAAGGUAAUAGCCAUUCUGGGUGUAGUCAUCAUAGUCAGGACUUUGGUGUUUGUGACUCCAUUCAUAUUUCUUAUCCUGAGAUUGCCUUUCUGUGGUGUCCGGAUUAUUCCCCAUACCUAUUGUGAACAUAUGGGCUUGGCAAAGUUAGCUUGUGCCAAUAUUAGAGUCAAUGUUAUAUAUGGCUUGAUUGCUUUCUCAGUGGGAUACAUUGACCUUUCUGUGAUUGGAUUUUCUUAUGUCCAAAUCCUCCGAGCAGUCUUCCAUCUCCCAUCCUGGGAUGCCCGGCUCAAGGCACUCAGCACAUGUGGUUCCCAUGUCUGUGUCAUGUUGGCCUUCUACCUGCCAGCCCUCUUUUCCUUCAUGACACACCGCUUUGGCCACAAUAUUCCUCAUUACAUCCACAUUCUUCUGGCCAAUCUCUAUGUGGUUGUUCCCCCUGCCCUUAACCCUGUUAUCUAUGGGGUCAGGACAAAACAGAUAAGAGAACGGGUACUUAGGAUGCUUAACCAUAAAAGCUAUUGA